Molecule: messenger RNA, 2546 nt
Organism: Diuraphis noxia (Russian wheat aphid)
Lineage: Eukaryota; Metazoa; Arthropoda; Insecta; Hemiptera; Aphididae
Gene: Ppa
Product: F-box and leucine rich repeat protein partner of paired
Biological process (GO): SCF-dependent proteasomal ubiquitin-dependent protein catabolic process
Cellular component (GO): SCF ubiquitin ligase complex
Molecular function (GO): protein binding
Source: RefSeq, a predicted model, not a curated record
ACCCGUUCCCCCAUACCGUCGUCAGUAUGGUAUACGCUCUCGUGACGUGCGUUACCACAACACCAUAAACGUUCACUUUAUAUCUCGCGAUACUGUCGCAUUUUGGUUGUGUGCGCGAUCGUGAUUUGUAGGUCUUAUUGAUAUUGUUUAUUUUUCCGUAUUGAAAAAUUAGUAGUUGACAAUAAUAUUGUCUGUACGUUUGUUGUCUUCACGCCGUUCGCUCCGCCAUGAAGUGCGUUGUUAUCGUCGUCGUUACCGCCGAUUUCGCGAUGCGUUGCUGACGCGGCUGCUCGGAGUUCGCGGAAGGAACGCGAGCCAACACCGCCGACGGUGACGACAGCGCGCGAGACAUACACAGCGCGCAGUGCACGCACGACGCGUCAUGUCGGCGGGGCCGUACGGGACUAUCAUGGAUGAGUUGGGCGGCUUCACGGAGGUGCCCAUCUCGUACCGGCACAUCUCGCGGUUCCAGCCGUACCGGGUGCAACCGUACCAGGCGCACGUACAGCCCGUGGCCGCUCGCAAGGUCAAGUCGUCGACGGCAGUGGAACGGCGGACCAUGGCCGGCGGGUGUCAGUACGACGAGAACCGGCCCACGCACGUGCACCGCCUGUACCCCGAAAUACUGGCGUUGAUCUUCAGCUACCUGGACGUGCCGGACAAGGGCCGUGCCGCUCAGGUGUGCACUGCAUGGCGCGAGGCCGCUUGGUACAAAUCGGUGUGGCGCGACGUCGAGGCCAAAAUCGAUAUGUGCCGGUCGUCGCAUCCCAUGUACGAGAGCCUCAAGCAACGCGGAAUCAAGCGAAUCCAGGUGCUGUCCGUGUCCCGGUACAAGUGUCUGCGCGAGAUCGUCCAGAACGUGCCUAACCUGGUGUCGCUGAACAUGAGCGGCUGUUACCACAUCAAGGACGAGGACCUGCACCAGAUGUUCCUCGAACACCACCCGAACAUCACCGAACUCAACUUGUCGCUGUGCAAGCAGCUCACCGACGGCGGUCUCAUACGAAUCGCCGACACGCUCCGCGGCCUCACCCGGCUCGAGAUCCAGGGCUGCUCGUACAUCACCAACAAGGGUUUCUCGCACAUCGCGCGAAAACUCAAGAAACUUAAGUAUCUCAACCUGCGGUCGUGCUGGCACCUGUCCGACGUGGGCCUGUCGCACAUCAGCGGCGCCAGCAAGGACUCGACCGACGGCAAUGCGCAACUCGAGUUCCUGGGACUACAAGACUGCCAGCACAUCACCGACGAGGGCCUCAAGUACGUAUCCGAGGGCUUACGCUCCCUGCGCAGCCUCAACCUGAGUUUCUGUGUCAACAUCACAGACACCGGUCUCAACUAUGUGUCACGCAUGAACACUCUGGACGAGCUGAACUUGAGUGCAUGCGACAACAUCUCUGACAUUGGUAUCGGUUACCUAUCCGAAGGUUGCACCAAGUUGGGCAGCCUCAACGUGUCGUUCUGCGAUAAGAUCGGCGACCAGGCACUUCUCCAUGUCUCCCAUGGGCUGUAUGGCCUGCACACCCUGUCCUUAGGUUCAUGCCAAAUAUCUGACGAUGGCAUACUGUACAUAUCGAAAUCGCUUCGCAACCUCGAAGUGCUCAAUAUUGGCCAGUGCAACUCAGUCACUGACAAGGGUCUGGAGCAUUUGUCUGAUUCGUGCAAACUGCUGCGGUCCAUAGACUUGUACGGGUGCACAAAGAUCACCAAAGAAGCCAAAGAGAAGAUUCUAAAAAUGCCAAACAUCAGGAGGGAUACGGUCAACGAAGACUUGUGGCAACUUAGAUGACCGAAGGAAUAUUUUGUUUUUUAACAUUUCAAUAUGUGAUAUAUAUUUAUAAUUUAGGUAAGUUAGUAACAUAUUAUGUUUUGUUGAGAAUAUCGGGUUCUGCCAUCAUUUCUGUUUGACAACAUCUAUUCAUAUUAUUAUUAGGUAUUAUUAUUAUUAUUAUKAUUAUUAAUUAAUUAUUAUUAUUAUUAUUACCUAGGUAUUAAUAAAUAUUACAUACAUAAUUGAGAAAUUUGUCAAGCUUUCCUGCAGUUUUUUUUAUGUUUUAAUGGCAUUAUUUUUCUAUUCUCAUGAAUGAAAUUUUAGCAUUUUACUUGAACACAACUUGAACCAUGUUUAAUCUUGAGCUUAUUCAACAAAAUGUUACAUCAUUAUUAUUAUUAUUUUGAAAAACUAAAUUAUAAUUCAUAGUUAAUUUAAUUCUCAUAGGUCAGAUUCCUUUUCGACUUCAUUUAGUUAAUUCUGUAUUACAAAUUAUAUAAUCGUUAUUUUAUUAUGUUUUUAUCUUAAUCUUGACCUUCAAUAUCACUCUCUAAAGCUGACAAAUUUUGCAAUUAAACCAUCUAUCGUUGUUGGCUUGUCUAUUAUUUUUUUUCUAUAGAUAUUAUUCAUUUUAUGUUUGAUUUAGGUACCUUACUUGUCUUCUUUUGUUAUAAUUCAGAAACUAGUUUCACCCUGUUCCAUUUCAGUUACUUACAUUUUGUACAUCAAUGUGAUAAUUUAGUUUAAUGCUCAUCAUUUAAUAAAAAAAAUAUAUUAU